This is a messenger RNA of Cuscuta europaea, 976 nucleotides long. The record is from the annotation of a GenBank genome assembly. NCBI's taxonomy places the organism in Eukaryota, Viridiplantae, Streptophyta, Magnoliopsida, Solanales, Convolvulaceae.
UUUAUUUCUAAUGCAAAUGAUCAACUAUGAAUUCGAAAUAAAAGUUAUGUCUUUUUGAAUUAAUAGUUAUAUUAUUUUGAGUAAAAGUUUUGCCUUGAUAGUGAAUCUUAAUGUGUAAACAAUAAUCUUCAGUUUUGAGUUAAGAGGUUAUUCAAUAUUAAAAUAUUGCACUCAUUCUUUUACAAGUUAUUGUUAGCUCUUGAUUACAUUAUUGAUCAUUCUCUUCUUUUUUAUUUUUUCGUGAUGUUAAAUGCUCUUUUUGGUGUCUAGUAUAAUAUAUUAUCAAGGCUAUUAGCUCAAAUGGUAGAGCAAUGUGCAAAUAUGCACAAAGAUGCAGGUUCAAGUCCUGCAUAGCCUGUAUAUGGUUGCAGUUGCUACUUUUUUUCCUUGUUUAUUCCUUCCUUUUCUUUUUCUCACAGUAUCUGCUUGUGUUUUUCGCUUAUCCUGCAUCCUCAAACUUCUUUUUCUCACAUAUAUCUGAUAAUCUUGCCCAUGUGCUUGAUAAUUUUAAUGUUGUCCCUAUGCUUGAGAAUUUCCCUGCUGCCCCUAUGCUUGUAAAUGCAAUCGUGCCCUGUCUGGCAGUACCAGAACCCCCCCUCUAAAGAUGUUAGCUUCCUUGAUGCUCAACCAGUUUUUUGUUCCAAUGUUACUGGAAAUUUUUCUGUUCAGUCCCCAAUAACAGCCCCUUCCAAUGAUAUUGAAUUUGCUGACAGCGAUUUUGCUAUACCAAAUGUUGGUGCCUCGGCUGGUGUCCUCACUGCCCAUAUUUUCCCUGUUUUUAUGCUCAGGAAGCCUUUGUACCAGUUAAUGAUGACCAGGCAGCCUCUCUUACAUCUCUUGGUGCUUCAUGUGCCCCUGCAAUUGAGGCUGCUCCUUGUGUUGCGUCUGUUUUGGCUAAUGUUGGUGCGGUUCCAGAUCCUUGUGCAAGCUCCUUGAGACCUAAUAAUGAAGUUGGUGCCUUCUUUGGUUCCCUCAC